This is a messenger RNA of Metarhizium album ARSEF 1941, 2691 nucleotides long. Its product is annotated as ATP-dependent protease La. Gene Ontology annotation, molecular function: ATP-dependent peptidase activity; ATP hydrolysis activity; serine-type endopeptidase activity. Lineage: Eukaryota; Fungi; Ascomycota; Sordariomycetes; Hypocreales; Clavicipitaceae. Bases 1 to 2691 code for a protein of 896 amino acids. Gene Ontology annotation, cellular component: peroxisomal matrix. The transcript has 3 exons. Gene Ontology annotation, biological process: protein catabolic process; protein quality control for misfolded or incompletely synthesized proteins; protein targeting to peroxisome. The record is from RefSeq and is a predicted model, not a curated record.
AUGGGCAGAUCUCAGACUGCGGUACUCCCUAUCGUCCCCCUUGCCAGAGGCACCGUCCUGCUUCCUGGCUUAUUUCAACGAAUUUCCGUCACUUCGAGCCGCCCAGAUAUCCCGGCCCUCCUUGCCCACGUCUACGAAAAAGCUGCGGCUAAAGGCCCCGACGGCCGAAUCGACAGCAUACCCAUCGCUUGCGUCCCGCUUUCAUCGCCCUUUGUCGGGCCCACGGGCCAACUUCUCGUCAACAAUGGAGAGGAGAUAGAUGCCUCGCAGCUUGCCGAGGUGAAUCCCGGCAUUGCCAGUAAGGCCGAUAUUUUUGGCUUUGGUGUUGCCGCCAAAAUUGUCGGCAUUGAUGGCGCUGGCGAAUUUGCCCUCCGGGUCGAAGGCACUUCUCGCGUCAGGGUAGAUACCAUCUCCCGCGAGCGACCCUUCUUCCAGGGCAAGGUUACAUACUUUAGCGAUGAAAUUGAUGUGGCCGACAAGCAGCUUCAGGAUCUCUUUGGUUUGCUCAAAGCUCAGUCUCGAGAACUUGUUACCAUCCUUAGAAUCUCGUCCCUGUUACCGCGCACUAGGAGUGGGCCGUCGUUGUCGCCUGGGCUCACGAAACGACUCGAAAUGCUCAUCAUGCGACGCGAGAUCAAGGAAGCAGGGCUGCUGGCUGACUUCAUGUCGUACCUGGUCGGGGCAUCCCACGAGGAGAAGCUGGGCAUACUAGCCGCACUGGAUGUCAAAGUCAGAAUCACAAAAGUCAUUGAGCUGCUGGACCGGCAAGUAGGAGGCAUCAAGAACAACUUCAAGAUCACGACAUUCACCUCAGUUCCGGUCCAGAUCCUCAACAGGCUGAACGACAGCCCCAACAAGAGAAAUAGCCCGGGUCUACCAAUUUCAGGCGUCAACUUCACUUCAGGCACUGGUCAGAUGCCAUCCGGUAACGAUCAGGGAGACGAACAGGAGGCGAAUGAGCUGGAUGAGCUAAAGAAAAAGCUCCAGAAUGCGCAGCUCCCAGUCGAGGUAGCCAAGGCUGUUGAUAGAGAAUUGCGACGACUACAGAAGAUGAUGCCCAUGAAUCAGGAAUACCAAGUUACGCGGAAUUGGCUUGAAACUUUGUCCGAGAUUCCCUGGGCAGCAGUAACAGACGAUCGGCUGGGGCCCGAAACGCUGACCAGGGCACGGAAACAGUUGGAUGAUGACCAUUACGGCUUGGACAAGGUCAAGAAGAGGCUGAUCGAGUAUCUCGCCGUUCUCCGUCUGAAGCAGUCCUUGAAUGAGGAAAUUGAUGAGCAGAUCCGCAAGGCCGAGGCGGAAAUUGUCCCUCUCGCGCAUGAUUCGGACAAGCCGUCAGCUGAGAACGUUGCGAACCCGGACAGUAGUGCCAAACUCCAGAUCCUGAAAGCAAAGAGGAUGGUGGACAAGUCACCGAUCAUGCUUCUCGUCGGUCCGCCUGGAGUAGGCAAGACCAGUCUGGCCAAGUCGGUCGCCACGGCGCUGGGGAGGAAGUUUCAUCGUAUCUCUCUCGGUGGCGUUCGAGACGAAGCCGAGAUUCGUGGACAUCGUCGAACAUAUGUUGCUGCUAUGCCCGGCUUGAUUGUUCAAGGUCUACGAAAGGUUGGCGUUGCUAACCCAGUCUUCCUGUUGGAUGAGAUUGACAAAAUCGGUGUGGCCAGCGUCCACGGAGACCCGUCGGCCGCCAUGCUAGAAGUCUUGGAUCCCGAGCAGAACCAUAGCUUCCAGGACCACUACGUAGGCAUGCCGAUCGACUUAUCCAGGAUCCUCUUCAUCGCUACGGCAAACAACUUGGACAGCAUCCCAGCACCGCUCCUGGAUCGCAUGGAAAUGAUCCAUCUCCCGGGCUACACUACCCUAGAGAAGCGACACAUUGCCAUGCAGCACCUCGUUCCCAAGCAGAUCCGAGCCAACGGAUUGGCCGAGGGCCAAGUGACCUUCAACAAGGAUGUCGUCUCCAAGAUCAUCGAGUCGUACACUCGCGAGUCAGGGGUUCGCAAUUUGGAACGAGAGAUCGGGUCCGUAUGCCGUGCAAAGGCCGUGGAGUAUGCCGAAGCAAGAGACGGAGGCAGUAUCGAAAAGUACAGGCCACUUCUUACGAUGGAGGACAUUGAAAACAUUCUGGGGAUCGAAAAGUUUGAAGAGGAAAUUGCGGAAAAGACGAGCCGCCCGGGCAUUGUCACGGGUCUGGUGGCCUACAGCACCGGCGGCAACGGGAGCAUCCUGUUUAUUGAAGUAGCCGAUAUGCCCGGCAACGGCAGGGUGCAGUUGACAGGCAAGCUGGGCGAUGUCCUCAAGGAGAGCGUCGAGGUGGCUUUGAGCUGGGUCAAGGCUCAUGCCUACGAGCUGCGUCUGACUCCUGAGCCCACGGCGGACAUCAUGAAGGACCGCAGCAUCCACGUACACUGUCCUUCUGGUGCAAUUCCCAAGGACGGGCCAAGCAGCGGCAUCGGCCAGGCCAUUGCUCUCAUCUCCUUGUUUUCCGGCAAGCCUGUGCCCCCAACAAUGGCCAUGACGGGUGAAAUUUCCCUUCGCGGACGUGUCACGGCCGUAGGCGGUAUCAAGGAGAAACUCAUCGGGGCUCUUCGAGCAGGCGUCAAAACAGUCUUGCUUCCGGCGCAGAACCGCAAGGACAUCAAGGACUUGCCCCGGGAAGUCAAGGACGGUCUUCAGAUUGUACACGUCAGGUAA